AUGCCCGAUCUGGAGCGGCGCGACGCGGGGCCGAUGCCGUGGCAGUCGCUCGAGGACCGCAUCCGCGACGCGGACCGCUCGCACAUCGCGGUGCCCCACGGGCAGAACGAUGACGAGCUCUACGCGGUGCGCCGGUCGCAGCGCUCGCGCUUGACGCGCGCCAACUGGUUCGGAUUCAAGUCCCCCGAGGUGCCUGGCGAGGCCGCGCGCGAUUUUUGCAUGCGCGAGCGCAACUACAUGUCGUGGGUCAAGUUCUUUACGUACAUGUCGAUUCUCGCGAGCGCCAUGUUUCUCCAGCUGCAGCUCCAGGAUGAGAAAGAGCAGCCGCAGCAGAUCGAGACGCUGCGCGCGAUGCUCUCGCACCCCACACGCCGCAGCCAGGCGCCGUAUACGCUGCCUGCUGUUGAUCCCUCGGUGCACAUGACCAAGCUCAGUGACAAAGGACUGCUGCACCAGGACACGGCGCUCGGCGCGAUCUACCUCGCGCUGGCGCUGCUCUCGUUUGUCGUCUCGACCCACGACUACUAUGCGUGCAUCCGGCAGCUGGAGGCGGAGCAUACCUACCUGGACGAGUGCGAAGGGCAUACGCACCCCAUGGUCACGAUCCUCUCGUGUGUCAUUGGUCUGAUGGUCAUGGCUACGGCACUGCUGAUGCUGGUACAGCGCGAAGUGUAA
Malassezia japonica is the source of this 675-nucleotide messenger RNA. RefSeq lists its product as uncharacterized. The coding region runs from base 1 to 675 and encodes 224 amino acids. The transcript has 2 exons. Lineage: Eukaryota; Fungi; Basidiomycota; Malasseziomycetes; Malasseziales; Malasseziaceae. The record is from RefSeq and is a predicted model, not a curated record.